Messenger RNA from Linnemannia hyalina, 1509 nucleotides. NCBI's taxonomy places the organism in Eukaryota, Fungi, Mortierellomycota, Mortierellomycetes, Mortierellales, Mortierellaceae. The record is from the annotation of a GenBank genome assembly.
AUGCGAGCACCAGCGUCGUGGAUGAAGAGUCUACUGGCAACAGCCACCUGCCUGGCGUCCAUUGCUUCUAUCGCCCAAGCAGACAUCCUCUGCUCGAGCCCCAACUCAGGACAAACCUUCAAGGCCGGCGACCCUGUGUCUCUCGCCAUCACAGCUUCGGCUACUGGAGGCCCCUUUGUCGCACAGGUCAACAGCCUGACCGCCACACUCGUCUGUACCGUCGCCGGCAACAUCCUCGAUACCGUCACGAUUCCAAAGGCCAACGUGACGGGCUACAACUACAUCAUCCCCUCUGUCGGCAACGUUACGACCCCUACAGGAACCGAUGGCGUCUGUGUCACGAACAAGUUCUAUUUCUCAUACUCGGGCAAAUAUACCGAUGAUGGUAUUUUCCCCAUCCCCCAUGACUUUGGACCCGCCAAGUGUGCCGACAUUACCAUCGUUCCGCAACCGUAUCCUGUCAUCCCGAUCCCAUCGCCCAAUAUCACCACUACCGCCGCCACCAUCCCGACGCCUACCCCAACAGACUCGACUACCGGUAAACCCAAGUCCACGACCACGACUUCGUCAAGUCUCUCUCCGAGCCCUACUUCUGGGAACAAGGACGAGUCCGAGAGCGACGGCCGACCAAAGACGUUUAUUGUUGUGGUUGUUGCUAUUGUCGCGGUGGUUCUCUUGGCACUGAUGGCGGUGGGGAUCAUGUUCCAUUUGCGCCGUCAGAGGAAGAGACGGAUGGAGAGUGCCAUCAUGCCCUGGUCGAACCAGAACAACAACCAGUUCUCGAAAAUGUCGUCGUCGAUGGAUGACGAUGAUCCUCGGUCCCCCGGGAGCCAUCAUGCGGCUGCUAUUGGGGGAGGCAUUGCGGCGGCUGGUGCUGUUGGUGCCGGGUUUAAUAAGCCUCAACCCAAGACCCCUCAGCCCUCGCAUGGUGGUCAUUAUGGAGAUGAUUCCUACGGAGGUGGUGGAUAUGGCCAGCAGCAGCAGCAUGGACAUGGUGGAUACUAUAACGACCAGGACGGAUACGGCCAACAGCAGCAGGAUGAUUUUUAUAACCCUUACUACGCACAGCACGCUGGAGGCGGUGGAGGAUACCAGGGUGCUCCUGGUGCUGCUGGUGCUGCUGGUGCUGCGGCUGCUGGAGGAUACGGAUACAGGAAUGACAAGCAGAGCUAUUACGCCGGUAGUCAAGGCGCAAGAACCCCCUACCAAGAAUCUCACGACCCUUACUCUUCCGCUUCACCCGUGUCAUCAGCAACAGGUGCAGGAAGCGCAGGUGGAUACUACCCUCCACCACCUCCAGUUUCUAGCAAUGCCGCUGGAGCACUGUCACCACCGACGCCCAGCUCGUCUUACUUGAACUCUGCACCCAACGAGCUUUCGUCGACGACGUUGACGAAUUCGUCGGGGACCGGUCGGGCACCACAGGCGAUCUUGCCCGAGAUGGGACACUCUGAAAGCGGUGAUGCCGCAGGAGGAGGGAUCCCUAUGAAGGAGAUUCCUCCUAAGUAG